UAUUUGUUCUUUUGAUUCCUACAAAUCUUGAUUAUUUUUUGUCCUUUGUUACUUGUCUUUCCUUAUGCCUUUAAUAUGCUUUCUAAUAUACCUUCAGUUACCUUCCUCCUCUCUUCAACAUCUUAAUACUAUCUUUUUCUGGUUUAGGGUUUAGAAAGAAGGGUCAUUUUGAGGUUUUAGUGACAUCAUGAAGGUUUCUGGCUUUUGUACUUUGUUCUUGAUGGUUGUGGCAGCUUUUACCUUUUUUAGCUUCAAAAGUACCACAGCUCCCCCUUGGUUUCCAGAUUUUGUUGCUACAAGAUGUGGUGAUAAAUCAACACCAAUUGCAGUAAGCAGGAAACUGAAGGAAAAUUUCCAUAGUAUCAAAAGAAAACUUGAUGUAGGUCUUGAUGAUUACGGUCCAAUUGAUCCAUCGCCUGAUUCUGGUGCAAAGAAUGUGAAUCCAGGACCAAUUGAACAUGGAACUCCUCUUAAUCCAUACAUACCAAAACCUCCACCUCCUAGUCGUGGACAAGACGAUUAUAAUUAGGAACAACUUGUUCUUAAUUCUCUUAAUGCUAUUAGAAGCAAUGCUAAAGAUUGUAGUAAUGAUGCUACUAAUGUAGUAGCACUAUUAGUUUGAACACUAUUUAACACUUUAUGUAUUGUUGUUGGGUCAAAAAGAGUCUUCAAAAGAGUCUAUUGGGUGACAUUUCUCAUGCUCAAAGUGAAGACCGUGUGUUGUCUUUAGUUUGCAUAGGUUGUUGUACAAUAUCUCAUGGUUAUCUUGCUGUGAAAUCUAUGGUUUCUCAUGUGUGUUAUGGUUGUGAAAAAUAAUAUAGUACCACUAAUUAUUUGUC
Medicago truncatula (barrel medic) is the source of this 839-nucleotide messenger RNA. RefSeq lists its product as uncharacterized. Lineage: Eukaryota; Viridiplantae; Streptophyta; Magnoliopsida; Fabales; Fabaceae. The record is from RefSeq and is a predicted model, not a curated record. The coding region runs from base 188 to 529 and encodes 113 amino acids. The transcript has 3 exons.